AUGCCUGCAAACAUUGUGCCGGGCCUCGUGCCCUACUUUGGCUUCAUGCUGAAGGACGUGGGGGCUCGACUUGCGAUCAUGGCGCAUUAUCUGCAGACAAACCGCCACAUGUACCCUGUCACACGUCAUCAGAACGUCCGCGCCUACCGUGGGAUGCUUCCGUGGACGCAGGACUCUGCCUUCAUCGCGCCGAGCGCAUUUGUUAGUGGGAACGUCGUACUUGGCCAUGGCACUUGCAUUUUCUACCAUUCCGUUAUUCGCAACUACCAUUUGCGGGAGGAAACCGUGCUGGGUGAUCACACCGUCGUAAUGGAUCGUGCCUCCUUCUUAGGUCAAGUACGCGUUGGAAACGGCGUCUACGUUGGCGUUGGCAGCACACUUGACUGCUGCACCGUUGGAGACGGAGUGUACCUUGGACCGGGUGUGUCGGUUGCGCUGGGUGCGGUUGUUGAAAACGGCGCCAUCGUCGCGGCGGGCUCGCACGUGCCGAAGGACACACGCAUCCAUGCCUGGGAGUUGUGGGCGGGGAACCCGGCCCAGAAGAUAGCGGAGGUGACCCAAGAACAGGCGGACGAGGUGGCACACAUUGUGCAAGAACAAAUUGGAGUGGCCAAGGCGCACGCUCAGGCGAUACACGAUCACUUGCACCACACAGAGGAGCUUGAUGUGGAGUGGCUGCGUGUGGCCAUCGCAGAAAUGGAGAAGCAGCAGCAGCAGGUAACACUCAAGGUGCCGGUUGACAUUCCGUUGGAGGCAAAGCGUUUUCUUGAACCUCGUGUACACAUGCGUCGUCCAGAGAUGCACAUGCGCAUGUCGUACCCUGUAAAUCGUGUCGCACCAUGGAUGCCAAAGGUGGCGGACCAGACGGCCAAUGCGUAA
Messenger RNA from Trypanosoma conorhini, 879 nucleotides. RefSeq names its product gamma carbonic dehydratase. NCBI's taxonomy places the organism in Eukaryota, Euglenozoa, Kinetoplastea, Trypanosomatida, Trypanosomatidae. The coding region runs from base 1 to 879 and encodes 292 amino acids. The transcript has a single exon. The record is from RefSeq and is a predicted model, not a curated record.